Molecule: messenger RNA, 1372 nt
Organism: Ostrea edulis (European flat oyster)
Lineage: Eukaryota; Metazoa; Mollusca; Bivalvia; Ostreida; Ostreidae
Exons: 3
Coding region: 686-1123 (145 amino acids)
Source: RefSeq, a predicted model, not a curated record
GACAACGAACAGUGAUCAAUCGCAUAACUCCUACAAGCAAUACAAAAUAGAUAGUUGGGCAAACACGGACCCCUGGACACACCAGAGGUGGGAUCAGGUGCCUAGGAGGAGUAAGCAUCCCCUGUUGACCGGUCACACCCGCCGUGAGCCCCAUAUCCUGAUCAGGUAAACAGAGUUUUGAUUUAAAGAUCUUAAAAUAAGGAUUUAAGUAAGACAUUCAUAUAUUGACGUAUUAUUUUAGAAGCUAUCAGAUUUACAACAAGCACACACACACACCCUUAAAGUAGGCCUAUACUUGGCCUACGUCAUAAUCAAUAGUAAAUGCGGAACCACGCUUCCGUUUUCCGAAAUGUGUUAUUCUAACGAUAUUUAUUUGAUUUUUACAUGGCGAUACAAGAUAUGAAUAUCCGAUAUCAAUUCCUUCCUGGGUGUUCUUAUCUUCUUAUCAGUCAAAUCUUAAGUUGAGAUGUUGUGGUGUGUCUUUUAAAGGGAGGGGGGGUAGUGAUGAUUAUAGCUUUAGAAAAAAAAUCGGUUGGAAAACAAACAACAUUUAGGUGGAUGAGGGUGUGUCAAUUACAUUACACAUGUCCGUGAGGGAUUAAGAUUGUUUAAUAUUUUAAAACUAGUUUAUAGAUAUACCUUGAAUCUGAGGAUAAAGGUGUUGCGCACUGUGCAGUCAUCAUUAAUGUGGAUAUCUGAUUCCAGUAUGCCCAUAAUGGGGCAGCAUAAGUGUCGAUCUUCAUAUGGCAGCAAGUUUUCAAAGGCAGAUAUAAGAAUGCAAAUAAAACUGUUGAAUGUAAAAUACGCCAGUAGUUGGAUAAAACAUCCAAAGUCGGCACAGUCAAAGGUCACAACAACAAUGGAGGAAUUAACUGCAUCCUCAUACCGCAGGGCAACAGGCCAUUGUCAGCAACCCCUGGGAUUCUUAAUUGAGGCUAAGUGCCUAUUUUCAGCUCGAACAAUGAUAAUUAAAGAGGCCUGUGCAAAUGUUGGGAUUUCCCUCUUAAUUCAAGGACAACACCACCUGAAAGACACCCAAUGUUGUGAUUUGCUAGUGUGGAUUCCUAGUGACACUCAAAUAGUUCACAUUGACAAAGAUGUAUUAUGGUCAACAAACAUUUAAAGCGUGAUAGAGUUUAAUUAUAAUAAUAAAGUAUCUUUGCAGUCUAAAACACACACACAUAACCACAUGUACAUACAGUGUAUACUUUAUUAUGAUAUCAGUGGUGCAUCUAUCAAAGUUAUGUAAUUACAUGUAUAUUAUUGAAUAAACAUUACGGAGUUUUUCUUAUUUUAGAUGAACCAAAAUAUGUAUAGACACAGUGUCCAGCUUUACAAAAAUCAUUAAAUUACAUGCAUUUGAUAAAAACAA